This is a messenger RNA of Coregonus sp. 'balchen', 18566 nucleotides long. Lineage: Eukaryota; Metazoa; Chordata; Actinopteri; Salmoniformes; Salmonidae. The record is from the annotation of a GenBank genome assembly.
AUGCAGGCAGGGGUUGUCAGUAAAUGCCAGGGAGCUCUGGGCCGCAAGCCGGCCUCGUAGGCUGGAACUUUACAAUAACAGACACAAUUUAGGCUUUUCCUGUUGGCAGUAUGGCAUGCAAAUCAGGUCUCAUCUACUCUACUGUGUGUACUGUAGUAGUAAGCUGCUUCUCUGGGACUCUUGUCAGGCCCUAGGUUGGGUUUACACUCAAGUGAAGAUGGAGCAUGUCUAUCACCAUGACAGGGUCGCAGCUGUCAUUGGCCAUGCUUUGUUAGGAGUGUGCCGCUGUCCAUCAAAUUAGCUGGAAUGGUAGAGUGCAUUGGUCUGUGUGUGUUUUAGUCAAUGUUUUAGUUAUGUGGACCAAGACCUAGGCAGGUUUUAAUAAAAUGAAUUUGGCUAUCAUGUUAUUUGCCAAAGUCUUAGCACUGAAUGUGAAUCGUCUUUACAUAUACUUUGAGCACACUCACCCUUUCUCCCUUCCUUGCACGAUUCAAACGUCUCUCUCUCUCUGUCUCUCUCUCCCUCUUCCUCCCACCCUCUCUCUUUCUCUCUGUCCCUCUUCCUCCCACCCUCUCUCUUUCUCUCUGUCCCUCUUCCUCCCACCCUCUCUCUUUCUCUCUGUCCCUCUUCCUCCCACCCUCUCUCUCUCUUUCUCUCUGUCCCUCUUCCUCCCACCCUCUCUCUUUCUCUCUGUCCCUCUUCCUCCCACCCUGUCUCUCUCUCUCUGUCCCUCUCCCCCCUCUCUAUAUCUCUCUUUCUCUCUGUCCCUCUCUAUAUCUCUCUUUCUCUCUGCCACCCCACCCCCCACCCCCCUUAUAUAUUUCUCUCUCUCAUGGGGUGCACCUGUGUGCAGUGCACUGGAAGGAGGCAGGACAUUGGGAGUUAGGCUGGGGCCGGGGCCACUGAUUUGGAAGGGCCCUUCAGAGAGAAGGAGAGAGAGAGAGAGAGAGUGAUAAAGAGAGCGAGAAGAGAAUGUGUGCAGAUUACAUAAAGGGCAGUGGGCCCAGCUGGGCGUGCGAUGUGGAUGGGAAGGGAAGGGAAGGGAAGGGGCUGAGUGUGUGGAUCUGCAUGGGGCGGUCUGUCACCACAUUGCCUAUUUAGUGCUCUGCUUUUGACCAGGCCCUAUAGGGUGUAUGGAAUAGGGUGACAUUUGGGGCACAGCCUAGUAGCAAGGUCAGAGAGACAGCCUGGAGAGAGAAUCGGAACAGAUGGUGGAGUGGACAGGAGUUGGAAUAGAGCAAAUCCUAGAAAUAAUGUUACCUCUAUAGUUUACCAAGACUUUUCCAAUGUCUCAUGCAUGGAAACAAGUCAUAUCAGUGCUUGGUUAAGCCUAUGUAGAGCAUUUUAAGUCAAAGUUGUUAUGUUUUAUGUGCUGAGUUUGUUACUAUGAGUGAACUAUGAGUUGCAUCAUGUGUUGACAGACUUGGCUUCUCACAGGUGGAGAAGCUGGAGGUGGGAGGCCAGCCGGUCAGCAGGCAACAUGUAGCAACCCAGUCUGUCUGCCGUGUUGUGUUGUGUGGGUUGGCUGGACUCUCAUUCCACCCUGGGCCCUCUCAGCUGUACAGCUGCCCUGCCCUCGCCUCACACUGAGCAGGUGUGCUCCUCCUCCAGACUCUCAGCACUUAAAACACACUUGCACGCACACAUGCACACACACCACACACACACAGGCAUCACACUGAGGAGAGCAGCCUCCACACACACAUUCCCACACAUCCGCACAGGUGCAUAUGUCUCACACACUUAAUGGACAGCCAGAGAUAACUAAAUAAUAAUGUUAUUGAUAUGCAAGAGUUUUGUUUGCUGAUACUGUAUUAUUUAUCCUCUCUUUAGUUUACAAUUCAACACAGAGGGGUUGGGGAUUCUUGUGAAAAAGGUUAACUUUGUUUUUAAAUGUAACAUUUGGGCGCAACCAGACUCCAAACAUCACUAGGGGGCAAUCACGAAAAUAUGGGAUUUUUCUGUUGUUUUGUUUGUCUUUAUUUUUGCUGAUGAAUAAGUCUUCUGCCUGCGUGAGGCUGACUCUGCUGGGAGCAAUGGCCCAGGGAGCUCAGCAAGCAGGCUCAUAUGGUGCUGUUAGACCGUGUGUGUGUGCUCGUGCUUCUGCGUGUGUACUUAGCUUCCCAUAUCACUCUGACCGCACAUAAUAUCCAAUGUGCACACUCCCAGUGCACUCCAGGCCACACCGUAAGAGACACCAAAACCAAAAACCCACAGCAAUCCGAACCUUUGUCACAUUUAUGAUUACUAUAGUAUAACAUUUACCUGAAUGACUUGUGUUGAAAGUAUAACAUGUUAAAUACUUAUUAAUGCUUCUGUGGUGCCAUGGGAAGGAACAAGUGUUGCUCUGGCUGUGUGAGUUAGAGGCAGAUGAACGUAACAGAGUCUCAGUAGUGAACUUUUGGGGUUAGUGAGGUCAGGUCAGAACGAGGACCAUCUGACGCCAACAGAUGGAGGGAAGAAACUUCAAAUCAGGACGACAAGACCAAAUGUUGAUUUUGUGCACACAACGAACGGUUAUUUCAGUUUAAAUCAAGUUUGCUCCAAUGCGCCCACCUUGACUUCGGAGUUGUAACAUGCAAUGUAGAACUAGGCCUAUAACUGGACAAAAGGAAAGAAGUACUCUAGAAUUAAAUCAUUUGUGCAUUUUUGCCAUCUGCAAUUUUAGCCUAACUACUGCCUACAUGACAUCAACACUUUUUGUUAGUGUUGGGCAUCUACAAUGCAGCAUAGUGACUAUUCACUAGUACAGUAGCCUAUUUCACACUGUCUUGCUGGUUUGUAUUCAAUAUUGGUGCAAAGUGCACCUCGGAACUGUACAUUCAGCUAAAUGUACGUAGUUGGCCGAAUAGGCCUAUUCGUUGAGGUGUGUCUCAUUGAGCCUGGAGGUUGAAUAAAUACAGGUCUCUCUUAACGUUCAAACAUCUCUAACGUUCUUCUCUCUUUGUGUUCUAGAAUGGAGCUGUUCCAGGGGAACCCGUGAAGACGGAUAAGAACUCCAGGAGAGGGAACUGGGGGAACCAGAUAGAGUUUAUCCUCACCAGCGUGGGCUAUGCUGUGGGCCUGGGAAACGUAUGGAGGUUCCCCUACCUCUGCUACAGAAAUGGAGGAGGUACGUCUUCAUACUCAGAACACAUUAAUUAUAUAGUAGUAAUAACAGCAAUGCAUUCUAGUUUAUCCACAAUACCUUUUGCAGUGUUUUGAAAAUGUUGUCAAGUUUAAGUUUACGUUCCUCACAUUGUGUCAGAUGGAUCCAAGUCAUUCUUAGCUUCAUUCCCACUCAAUUCAAAUGUGUUCACUCCUACAGUUGUCUUUAGUCUUCUAUACAUUUUGGGACCAGGGAUCGCCAUAGAAGGGCACACAGAUACAUAGCUGAGUAUAGAGCCAAGGGGACUGGUGUAGCUCAUGGCUCUGCAGUAAUAACACCACAGUAGACUAUCAGCUGGCUGAGGCCUGGGCUACGUCCCAAAAGGCACCCUAUUCCCGAUAUUGUGCACUACUUUUGACCAAGGCUCAUAGGUAAAAAGAAGGCUCUGGUCAAAAGUAGUGCACUAUAGGGAAUAGGGAGCCAUUUGUGUCGCAGCCUGCUCCUCAAUCUCCAGUCCUUCCUUUAACCCAUGAUUUCAGACUAUAGUCCCAGAGGACAGGUUAUUCCCCAGACCCAGUGGCGCCCCGUUAAACCAAUCAAGCAGACAGAGGAUUGCUGCCUGGUUUAGCAUCACCCUCUGUCUGAUGCUCCCUGACCUCCUUCACCUCUUCUGGUUGGCAUAAACAUAAAUAUCGCUGACCUUGUAAUCUGACAACUCACUGCAUUAUGUUGCAGACAUAGGGAUGCCAACUUUUCUAUAUGAGCUAGGCAAUUUUUCUAUUCUAGACACAAACAUGACCUUAACAUUUGACUGCUCAUUCACUGUGCAUUACAUAGCAGAAAUAUGAUAUUGUCACAGCAUGGAAUGCCAAUUUUUCUGUAUAUUGUUUGAUUUUUCGUUUGAAUGACCAUUAGGUAAGCCAUUGGUUGUGAGCAAUAAUAAACAUAUGCAUACUUACAAUAAGUAAAAGUGUAAAGAUUUAAAUAACACAAAGCUGAAUUCUAAACAAUUUCAUACAAAUGUUUUGGCUUGACUAACUGUUGACCUGUCCCUGUAGAGUUGACUGACCCACAUGUUGUUGUUCUACAGGAGCCUUCAUGUUCCCCUACUUCAUCAUGCUUGUGUUCUGUGGGAUCCCCCUGUUCUUCUUGGAGCUCUCCUUCGGACAGUUCGCCAGCCAGGGAUGCCUGGGGGUCUGGAGGAUCAGCCCCAUGUUCAAAGGUGAGCCAGUUAACAACCACUGCUGCCAUUGGUCAGUCAUGUUCAAAGGCAAGCCAACAACCACUGCUGCCAUUGGUGAUUGGCAAUACAUCACUGCUAUUGGUCAGUGGCAUCCAACUAAUCACUGACUGUAUCUCAUGCUUAGGAAACUGAAAGAUGGAAACUAAAUGGCAACAUCUAUUGUCUGCUUGGAAUGCAUAUGCGUAACGUAAAAAUUGAAAAAGUAUUUUCAACAUUACUUCAGUCAGAGAAACCCACUCACCUGUUCAGCUCCUGGUAUCGUUCUAAUGUUGUUUCACUCCCUCUCCCUCACCAGGUGUGGGCUACGGGAUGAUGGUGGUGUCCACCUACAUCGGUAUCUACUACAACGUGGUGAUCUGCAUCGCCUUCUACUAUUUCUUCUCCUCCAUGACCAACCUGCUGCCGUGGACCUACUGCAACAACCCCUGGAACACGCCCACCUGCAACGGCGUGGUGACGCCCACGGGCAUCAACAACACCCUGGCCAACGUCACACGCAGCCUGGUCACCGGGGCCGCCGAGGUCGCCGUGGAGGUGGUCAAUAAGACCAAGAGGACCAGCCCCAGCGAAGAGUACUGGAAGUAAGGCCUAACCGGACCCGGAGUCAGUUAUCAAUCUUUAUUUGAAUCCCAAAAGAUCUUGUUCUAGAUAAGGGCUGUGACGAUACCUGUAUUGCACAUUGUUUAACAUGGUAAAAAUGAAGCAGACCAAACUUUUUGGUCUUUAAAAACCUGCUGUAUGUAAAAUAUUGUGAGCUAUAGCUUGGCAAAUAAAUAAAUGUGACUCUGGAUGACAACAUAAUGAUGUUUGUUUCCAAUAUUAGGGCUGUUUUCCUAAAUAAGUUAAUAUUGCGAUACUGGUAUUGUCCUGGCCCUAUUCUAGAUCUGUUGAGUGCUGGAAGUAAGGCCGAGUGUAGUAUGAAUUUUUUUUUUGUAUGCACUCACUAACUGUAAGUCGCUCUGGAUAAGAGCGUCUGCUAAAUGACAAAAAUUUAAAAACGUGUAGGGUUGCAAAAUCCCAGGUUUUCCAGAAGACCUGGUUGGAGAAUUCCAGAUUUCCUGCUUAUUCCUUUCUGAUUCUGGGAAUUUUAGGAGUUACCGUAAUUUUUCAACCUUACAGUACCUGAGUGGGAAGGUGUGGGCACGGCUGACUCUGACUCAGGUGUACUAGAUUAAAGAGACUGGAGUGGAAGCUGCAAGGGUUAAUACACACUAUUACUCCUAGAUACAUGUAUGUACAGUAAAGCAGCACCCGACGGGUUUUGGCAAAUAAAGUAUGUCUGACUAUGGGUUAACAAAAUAGUGUUUGUGUAUCUCUGUAAGGCUAUGUUUGAGAUGCUAGAUGCUUCAGUUGAUUUAAACAAGACCAGUCAGAAAAGAAAACAGUCAGGCAGGCAUGUUUGCCUUGCUAAUCUGGGCCUACGAUUAAUCAUCCAGCCUUCAACAAGCAUUACUCAUAGUUUACUGUGUCUGAAGUACACACCAUUAGAUGUUUAGUAUAUUUUCCUAGAAAAUAAUAUGAUCUGUAUUCCUAGUAAAUGGGGAGGAGUGUAGCUGUUUUAUGCCCCUAGCAUUGAGAAUAGGGCUCAUUCAAAGGAAGCAGUGUGGUUGGUUAAUGACUUUCUAAAUGUUUUGUGCUUAGCUUUCCGUCCGGGUGGGGCUGUCUCAGUCAGUAUAUCAUGAAAGGAGUCGUUGUUCCUGUCAACUGUCAGUAAAGAUAAUCCAUUGUGUUGGCACCAAGUUGUUUUUGGUCGUGCUGCUUCAUUGAAAUAUGGGCUUCGCUCGUUGAAUUACCAGGGUACAUCCGAACGAUACUUUUUCUCUAUCUUUCAUUAAGUAACGUAUUGCCAUUAUUUGUCCCUGCAGCACUGACUCUAUAUUCUACAUUUCUCUAUCCAGACGUUGUUGUUGUGAAUAGACACUGUGAUACGUUUUUUCCCUUCCCCACAGACACUACGUGCUGAAGAUCUCAGACGACAUCGGGAAUUUCGGGGAAGUCCGUCUCCCUAUUCUGGGAUGUCUGGCCGUGUCCUGGGUGGUGGUCUUCCUAUGUCUCAUCAGAGGAGUCAAGUCUUCAGGAAAGGUGAAGUUUCUUUUCUUUCUUUCUUUCUUUCUCUCUAGCUCUCUCUCUCUCUCACCUCCAAAUGUCAUUGUUUGGGCCAGUAGUUUUUCCUGGUCAAGUAACUUAGUCUAUGGUCAGGAAGAACUCCUGGUCAUAGUGUAUCAUUGACACACAUUAGGAGAUCUUCUCACUCAUUCUUAACCUCUCGAUGGUCCCCAGGUGGUGUACUUCACAGCGACGUUCCCCUAUGUGGUGCUGACCAUCCUCUUCAUCAGAGGCAUCACCCUGGAGGGAGCUGUCACCGGCAUCAAGUACUACCUGACCCCACAGUGGCAUAAGAUCCUUGACGCUAAGGUGUGGAUAAUCAUAUAGAAAUAACAUAAUUAUGUACAGUUGAAGUCGAAAGUUUACAUACACCUUAGCCAAAUACAUUUAAACUCAGUUUUUCACAAUUCCUGACAUUUAAUCCUAGUAAAAAUUCCCUGUCUUAGGUCAGUUAGGAUCACCACUUUAUUUUAAGAAUGUGAAAUGUCAGAAUAAUAGUAGAGAGAAUGAUUUAUUUCAGCUUGUAUUUCUAUCAUCACAUUCCCAGUGGGUCAGAAGUUUACAUACACUCAAUUAGUAUUUGGUAGAAUUGUCUUUAAAUUGUUUAACUUGGGUCAAACGUUUCGGGUAGCCUUCCACAAGCUUCCCACAAUAAGUUGGGUGAAUUUUGGCCCAUUCCUCCUGACAGAGCUGGUGUAACUGAGUCAGGUUUCUAGGCCUCCUUGCUCGCACACACUUUUCAGUUCUGCCCACAAAUGUUCUAUAGGAUUGAGGUCAGGGCUUUGUGAUGGCCACUCCAAUACCUUGACUUUGUUGUUCUUAAGCCAUUUGGCCACAACUUUGGAAGUAUGCUUGGGGUCAUUGUCCAUUUGGAAGACCCAUUUGCGACCAAGCUUUAACUUCCUGACUGAUGUCUUGAGAUGUUGCUUCAAUAUAUCCACAUAAUUUUCCUUCCUCAUGAUGCCAUCUAUUUUGUGAAGUGCACCAGUCCCUCCUGCAGCAAAGCACCCCCACAGCAUGAUGCUGCCACCCCCGUGCUUCACGGUUGGGAUGGUGUUCUUCGGCUUGCAAGAUCCCCCUUUUUCCUCCAGACAUAACGAUGGUCAUUAUGGCCAAACAGUUAUAUUUUUGUUUCAUUAGACCAGAGGACAUUUCUCCAAAAUGUAUGAUCUUUGUCCCCAUGUGCAGUUGCAAACCGUAGUCUGGCUUUUUUAUGGCGGUUUUGGAGCAGUGGCUUCUUCCUGGCUGUUGUUCUGGGAUUGAUUUGCACUUUUCGCACCAAAGUACAUUCAUCUUUAGGAGGCAGAACGCGUCUCCUUCCUGAGCGGUAUGACGGCUGCGUGGUCCCAUGGUGUUUAUACUUGCAUACUAUUAUUUGCACAGAUGAACGUGGUACCUUCAGGCGUUUGGAAAUUGCUCCUAAGGAUGAACCAGACUUGUGGAGGUCUACCAUUUUUUUUCUGCGGUCUUGGCUGAUUUCUUUUAAUUUUCCCAUGAUGUCAAGCAAAGAGGCAAUGAGUUUGAAGGUAGGCCUUGAAAUACAUCCACAGGUACACCUCCAAUUGACUCAAAUGAUGUCAAUUAGCCUAUCAGAAGCUUCUAAAGCCAUGAUGUCAUUUUCUGGAAUUUUCCAAGCUGUUUAAAGGCACAGUCAACUUAGUGUAUGUAAACUUCUGACCCACUGGAAUUGUGAUACAGUGAAUUAUAAGUGAAAUAAUCUAACUGUAAACAAUUGUUGGAAAAAUUACUUGUGUCAUGCACAAAGUAGAUGUCCUAACCGACUUGCCAAAACUAUAGUUUGUUAACAAGAAAUUUGUGGAGUGGUUGAAAAAACAAGUUUUAAUGACUCCAACCUACGUGUAUGUAAACUUCUGACUUCAACUGUAAUUCUAUGCCAUUACUGUAGUUAAGUACUACUUUAUAUGAGUUGUAAACAGUUACUCUUUAUUACUCGUAUAAUAGCUCUGUAGCUCUUCAUAGCGUAACGUUAUAGGCUUAUUGGCUUUCUCAUAACACAGCUGUUGAAAGAGACUGCUUGAUAAUCAGAUGUAAUAUGCCUCAGAUAUGAAAUAAGGGUGUUCUUCAGUGGUUGUAUUGACACGUUUGUCUGUCCAGGUGUGGGGAGACGCUGCCUCUCAGAUCUUCUACUCUCUGGGAUGUGCAUGGGGAGGGCUCAUCACUAUGGCCUCCUACAACAAGUUCCACAACAACUGCUACAGGUACUCUACUCUUCCUCUCCCCUCCCCUCUCCACUUUACUAUCAAAUAAACCCUGUGUGCGUCCCAAAUGGCACCCUAUGGGCCCUGGUCAAAAGUAGUGCACUAUAAAGAGAAUAAGGUACCAUUUGGGACGCAUCUCCUGUCUGAGUUCAGUGUUUUUUCUGGGUCAAAAAGGGGCUUAGGUGGUGUGAGUGGCAGGGGGUGUGGCAGAAGGCAUGGCAAUUAGCAUUUUUAGAGAACAUUUUAGGGCCCCCCAUCUUGGUGCUGUAGAGAAAUUUGAGCAUUUAUAGGCCAAAUUCCUGCAAUUCUACACAUUUCUCCAUGGAGCCGAGUUUGAAAGCUAAUUUCCUGCGAUUUUAUUCAUUUUGCCAUGGCUAAUGCUGUGUUCUUUUGCUCACACUUAAUAACUAAAUGAAUACUUCUAAAUGGCAUUUUCAAUUCUCUCUGACUGUCUAGCUUUUAUUUUAGUUAUUGUUAGUUCUCAAAGAUUAGACUAUUUAUAAAUAUAUAGGUCCAUUAUCUUUUAUACAUAAUUUAUAUCUGUUUUUGUUGUUUAAGUUUACACUUCAAGCGUUUUUUCCAUCCCGAAAAUGUAUUUAAAACAUUUUUAAAACACUGUUUGGAUUUAGGCAACCGAAAAAAUGCUUCGGCGGCCUGCCCAAGUAUUACAAUGGCAGAAAGAUCCCUGGUGUUGUGUAAGCGGUUACACUGCAGUAGUUCUUCGUGUUCAGUUGGAGUGAAUCAGGAAGGGUCUUUGUUGCCUCUCUGGGUGCGAUCACGCUACAGUGUCAGCAGAGAUUAACAGAAAUGGUGCAGAAUGGAGGAGGGCAGCUACAAAUUGCAAGAAUUGAUGGAGUAUGGUGUGAUGGUGUGCACUGCAUGCCACUGUACUGAACUGUACUGUAGGUGGAGGACAGAGGCAGCGCACUGAGAGAGUGAAGGAGACAAAAUUAUGUCAUUUUUUGACUGCUGUUAAGCCUGUGGUUGCAUUGUUAACUUUGUAGUUUGCAGUAGUCCAACUCAAAACUCCCCUGGAAACUGGAAGAGGUUUUCUCUUCUCUAUAACACCACCAUGUGGUUGAAGGGCAGAAGUGAUGGACAGUAUACUAUAAAUCAGGGGGACCAAAUUAGACAUUCUGUUUUCCUGGGACCCAAGCUUAGGAAAAUAUGCAACUAUACAUAGAUAUCAGUACAUUUCAUUGCCCUUAUACCUAAAGCAAACGUAAUAUAGACAGAAACAAAUAACAAUUAAAUGAAAUACCCAUAUAAAUAUUUAUUAAUGUUUAUUUCCCCCCAUUAAAAACAUUCUUACAUAUCUGUCUAGGUCGGAACUGUUGCUGUUAAAAUACAAGAAAUCACUUUCAUUCUGAACUGGAAUAAACUGAUUGAUCACAUCACACAGAUGUAGACAAGAAAACAUAAGCACAGUCCUAAUGAGAGGUGUGUGGCUGGUUGAAGUUUUCAACAAGCAUGUCUAUUCUGGGCUCAGUUUUUGACAGUGCAACACUGAGGUCAUGCUCAACAUUGAGACUGUUUAUGUACUUGUUUUUUAAGUAUGCCAGAGUUGAGAACCCUGACUCGCAUAGGUAUGUUGUGCCAAAAAGGAUCAGAACAUCUACUGCUUUCUCAGGCAGGCAGCUUCCUGCUGUAGAUGUGGAACCCAGAACUGUGUGAGUGUGUUUGCCUCAAAAAGCAUCUUGCUUCAAUCAGUUUAUUCCAGUUCAGAAUCAAAAUUAUUACUUGUAUUUUAACAGCAACAGUUCCAACCUAGACUUGUUUUCAACAAUAAUUUCUACAGUAAGAUGUACAGUAGACCUGAUCAUUUUUCAUCUUCAUCUGUACUGUUACUAAGGGUUGCACUAUCAGUAGCUAGCUACUUGCUUUGGCUAACGUUAGCUAUUAGCUGUGAACAAGGCCAGGGGAUUGUUUGAAAGAGAAACUCACAUCUACUACUAUGAGAGCUAGUACUCCCUUAUUUCUGCUGAUCAUCACCUGUUAUAAAAUGACAACAAUGCCUUGCUAGCUGACUUACUUUUCCACUGUCGAAGCAGUUUCCUGAAGCAUUCUGCCCUGUUCUGAAAGAACUCCCUGGGUUUACCGUCAUGCUGUGGAUGUUUGGUCAGGACGUGUCGUUUUAUUAAUUUGUUCGUUUUGAGAGACUCAUUACUAAGCACUUCCCCGCACAAAACACAUUGUGGGCGCACGUAGUUAUUUCUCAAAGUUUGUAUGAAAGAGAGAGAAACUCAUCUAUUUGCGUUUCAUGACGAUUGAGCUCAGUCAGAACUUGGGGCUAUUAUGAGUCCAUUUGAUGACAGCGGUGAGUGAUGGCGAGUGGGAAUGACAAUUCAGUGGCUGACAGCGCAUCAUCUGCAGCUGAACGACAGCUCUGCAGCGUCUGGGCCGCGGAGUGAUCUACAAGAGAACCGCGAAGCACACCCUCUCCCACUCGCGCAGCUGCCAAACUGAGCAGAGACCGCUGCUAAGCAGAGAGCGCACUGAACAGAGUGCGCAGUUGCGCUUGGCCAAAUAAAUUCCAGUAAUUAAUUAAAUAAUUGUACAUUUACUCUGACACGUCGCGACCCACCAUUAACAAGAAGUGGGUCGCGACCCAUACUUUAAGAAUGGCUGCUAUAAAUCAAUGAUAGUGUAGUAAGUACUGUAACUACAAACCCACCAGUUGUAAGAUAGCAGGAAACAUAUUUCUCACGUCUUUCUCUCUCUCUCUCUCUCUUUAGUAUGUAUCAUGAUUUUUAUUAUGCAAUUAAGAUAGUUUAGUAUGAAUUUGAACUGGAAAUAUGUAUGAGGGUGAAAUUCACCGAUUGCCUCUUAGUGGACCGAUAAAACAUAAUGCUGGUUAAAACCUCUUAUGGAUCGGACCCCUUUUUUCAAUUUUCGCCUAAAAUGACAUACCCAAAUCUAACUGGCUGUAGCUCAGGACCUGAAGCAAGGAUAUGCCUAUUCUUGAUACCAUUUGAAAGGAAACACUUUGAAGUUUGUGGAAAUGUGACAUUUAUGUAGGAGAAUGAAACACAUUAGAUCUGGUAAAAGAUAAUACAAACAAAAAAACAUGCGUUUUCAAAUAUUUUUUGGGUUCCAUCAUCUUUGAAAUGCAAGAGAAAGGCCACAAUAUAAUAUUGCAGUUUAGGCGCAAUUUAGAUUCUGGCCACUAGAUGGCGCCAGUGUGUGCGCAAAGUUUCAGAUUGAUCCAGUGAAGAAUUGCAAUACUGGACAAUUUUGUAUCAAGUCUGCCCAAAUGUGCCGAAUUGGUCAAUUGAUAAAUUUUCAAGUACGUAACUAUAGAGAACAUACAAAAAGGAUAUGGUAGUACAAAAUGUAAGUUUACACACUCCCAGGAAUGUCAUACAUGAUGGAUCAUUAGCAGGGACGGCUUGUUCAAUAGGGCGAUAUGGGCGACGCACUGCCAAACGGGAAAAGGAAGGGAUUUUUUUUCUAAUCAAUUAUAAAAAAUUUAAAAAAUAAAAAAAUAAUAUUUUUUUUUUAUACAUUUAUAAAAAAUUAUAUCACGGCAACAGCAGUUAUCAGUGUUCACGUCUGAUCUGACAGCCACUAAAUUUCAAAUCAGGCUAAAGUCGUGCUUCAAAUGGCCCCGCCCGUUUUUUGGGCGAUUUCAGUCAGGUUGAAAAUCGCCCAGAAGUCUCUCAUAGCCUGUCAUGUAAAAUCUAUUUUUUUCACAUUUCAAAGCUUUCAAUACAUUCUCUAUGGGUGUCUGUGGGCUUGCACUUACGCGCUUUCGUCAUACAUAACGUAACCACGAAUGAACGUAACUAAGAAAAGACCAGGUAGCAGCCUCAAUCAAUUCACUACUACUAUCAAAAUGGCUAGGCUUCAGUCCAACUCGAUUGUGUCUUUGAAAGAAGUUCCUUUUUGUCGGCGAACAAAUUAAGAUAAAUUGGCAACGAAACAAUUAGGACCUCCCAGACCAAAUUUAAUAAUUCAACAGGUUUCUACUAAAGGCGGAAAGUCCUACACCCGAGGAUUUUCCAAAAAUUGGUACGAACGAAAAAAGACAUUGCCACUCACUCAACUGGAUGACGAGGGAUACAGGCUAGCUGUCCGCCGCCACAACGAUGAGGUUAGUGUUGAUAAUCACAAGUUUACUGGAGAGAACUGAGACCAAGUAGAGACUUUGGACAGGGUGGAUAUGGUGUAAUAAAGGCAGUUUAUUCAGAGGUAAAUAUAUCUGGAAUCGCGUUCACGGACCCGUUCGUCAAACUCUUAGGGAGCUAUAAAUUAAGCCCCAUUACUUACCAUAUCAGAUAAGAGAAAUUGCUGCAGCUACAUAUAUUUUACAUCCUGGCCCUACAUAGUUCACUAUUUGCAUCACUUACCAAAAUAUUACAUGUGGUCAUAUAUGCUUGGAAAGUGGAGAUGCCAUAGAACGUCAAAAAAGUAAACAUUGCUGGAGACACAUUGUCGUUUUGGAGAAGACAUCGCGUUUGCUAGCGAAGAGAUUUGUUGUGGCAAAUGAACUUGGGCUGGGAAUUGCCAGGAACCUCACGAUAAGAUAUAUGCAUCAGCAUUGCGAGUCUCAUGAUUCUAUACGUAUUGCGAUUCGAUACUGUGAUUUUAUUGCGCACCAUAUGUCUGUUGCAGAGGGAUCAGAAAGCCAUGAGAACGAGUUUUGAUCAGUCAUGGAAAUAAAAGUGCUGAAAACUAAUUGGCUCCCAAUGUGAAAAGAUUGAGAACAAGCUAUGAAGGAACAAUAAUGGUGUUUUGGUGCAGGUACAGCCAACUAGCGCAAAAAUAUUGCGAUAUUGUCAAUACAGUAUAUCGUAAAGUAUCACUAUGUAACUCGAUUUCUUUCACCCCAAUCCCUCAAAUUAACGGUAAAUAACUGAAUUGUUUGCCCCACAUUUAGCUAAGAUGAUUAGCUAGCCAGCUAAAAUGUUUUAUUUAGUUAGCAGUCGCAUCUACAAUAGUUUACUGUCAAUAACAUGUCUCCAAAAAUGACGUGGUGUCUCCAAUUGUGUUGACAUUUGACAAUUGCAAUGCGCAUCCAUGAGUAUCCACUUUCUGUAGCUCAGCUGGUAGAGCAUGGUGCUUGUAACGCCAAGGUAGUGGGUUCGAUCCCCGGGACCACCCAUACACAAAAAUGUAUGCACGCAUGACUGUAAGUCGCUUUGGAUAAAAAGCGUCUGCUAAAUGGCAUAUUAUUAUUAUUAUUAUUAUUAUUAUCUGAAGAGAGCCCCGAAACAUUGUGUGCAGACAUUUUAUGCAAUAAAUGAAGUAGGUUCAAUCUAGUAGUUCUGAUCUUCUGAUUGGUCCUGAUGAGUUGGGCGAGGUCACCUCCAGGCUACUGUCACUGUUGCAUUGGCUCUGAGUCGGGUUCUCUGUCUUCAAAUGUUCAGCCUAAGAGAGGGGAUUUUUGUGUGUGUGUGUGUGUGUUUAACAGUGAUGAUGUGUGUGUGUGUGUGUUUGUGUGUGUGUGUGUCCUCAGAGCAAGAACUUGUGAGUUGGAAGAACUGAGAGGCCUAUGGCGUGGGUGUUGUCCUUGGCCACCUGCUGACAAGGCUGACAAGAUAGGACCCUUUUGUCCAUUGUUAUUGGAUAGGAACAGAACUUAUAACCAGCUCCUGACCUAAAUAGAUCUUAGCACAACAUUUUACUCAACAUAUCAUAUUCCAUAUUCACUAUAACAAAUAUAUUUACUACGACAUUAGCAAGAACCGCCACAUCCUCAGCCGGCUAAUCCAGUGUGUGAAGUUUUGCGGAGUGUUUGAGUUAGCUUUGCGAGGCAAAGAUGAAACUGAGGGCUCCACCAACCCUGGUAAGCCAACACUUUUGAGAUCAGUCAAUAAAUGCUUCUGGUAUUGACUUAUAUGCUGCCCCUGUCUUCAUGUUGUUGCUGGACAUAUCUUUUUUUAAAAUGUGUGUAGGUCACCUAAAUCAUCAGAAAAAUUGCCCCUCCUGAGAAUUUUUUCAGGAGCCGCCACUGAUCAUUAGCUUAAACACUAACUUUCACACAUCUAGUUGGCCGGGCGGGGUGGGUGUGGAGCCAGAGACAGCAGGGGUUCAAACUGUAGAACCCUAGAACCCAGUUCCUACAUUUGAAUAUAAAAAUUGAUUUUAUCAAACAAAACUAUGCUACAUUUUAUUUCUGGGACCCUUAGGAUGACAAAUCAGAGCAAGAUUACUGAAUGUAAGUACAUUAUUUACCUUCAGAGGUGAAUGUAUCAAACGAGUUGCUGUGCUAAGUUUUUUGUUGUUGUGCACUCUCCUCAAACAAUAACAUGGUAUUUUUUCACUGUAAUAGCUACUGUAAAUUGGACAGUGCAGUUUGAAGAACAAUAAUUUAAGAUUUCUGCCCAUAUAAGACAUGUCUAUGUCUGCUGUUACUCACAACAGUCAUGCUAAUCAUAUUAGCGCACGUUAGAUCAACCGUCCCAUAUACGGGACACCGAUCCCGUAGAGGUUAAUGCAGUAUACUAAUAACCUUCUCUUCCUGUUUUCUCUCCAUUGAUUGGUCACCCAUACAGAGACAGCAUCAUCAUCAGCAUCACCAACUGUGCGACCAGUGUGUAUGCAGGCUUCGUCAUCUUCUCCAUUCUGGGCUUCAUGGCCCACCACCUGAACGUGGAUGUAUCUGAGGUGGCCGACCACGGCCCCGGCCUGGCCUUCGUGGCCUACCCAGAGGCCCUCACUCUGCUGCCCAUCUCCCCCCUCUGGUCCCUGCUUUUCUUCUUCAUGCUCAUCCUGCUGGGCCUGGGGACACAGGUGAGUCAGUCAACCACCAUGACAUCCUGUCUGUGUCCCAAAUGGCACCCUAUUCCCCUAGGGCUCUGGUCAAAAGUAGUGCACUAUGUAGGGAAUAGGGUGCCAUUUGGGACGGAACCCCUGUCCAAUGGGACUACUUUUCGAUGUCAUUUAAAGCUGGAAUCCUUAAUGGUGAAACUGCCACGUCCGUUUGCGAUAUUACAACAACAAAGAAGUUACUGCAAACAAUGAACACUGUUUUUUCCCUCUGACAUUAUUGCACGCGCGAUAGAACAGCAGAAAAUGUACUGCACAUAUUUUUACCACGAUGUGCGACGCUCCUCACCUCCGCUUCGUCAACAAAACAAAAACAAUAACAACGGCCGUGGGGCAGACAGUAGUGCUGUCUUCCCAAAUAGUCAGUGGGGCUCAACUUGACACGUUGAUUUUGGAGGGAAAAAAAUUGUUGGAGAAAGUGGGUUUUUGAGAGAAGUCAAUGCUGAGUGUUGACCUGUCAAUGUGUCCCUGUGUGCAGUUCUGCCUGCUGGAGACCCUGGUGACGGCCAUCGUGGAUGAGAUCGGUACUGACUGGAUCAUUAGGAACAAGACGGUGGUCACAGGAGGAGUGGCUAUAGUGGGCUUCCUGCUGGGGGUGCCGCUCACCACACAGGUAAUGGACAGGAGAUGUUUACACACACACCAACAACCAUACACACAAACAUACACAUGCAUGCACACACACACAUAAACACACACUUAAUUAUCCAGGCACAAAUGUUCAGGAUGUAUACUGAUGUUGUGUUCUCCACCUGUGCUCUCAUGUAUUUAGGCUGGGAUCUACUGGCUACUGCUCAUGGAUAACUACGCUGCUAGUUUCUCUCUGGUUAUCAUCUCCUGCAUCAUGUGCAUCUGCAUCAUGUACGUCUAUGGUGAGUCCAACUGUCUUUCCUCGAUUAUAAAUGCCUAUCGUCCACAAUGCUCUCCAAGGCUAUUGGUGAAAGUGAAUCAAACUGACUGGAACGGAAUGACUGACAACAUGCUGUACUGUUUGUGUUCAGGACACAAGAAAUACUUCAAGGAUGUUGAGAUGAUGCUGGGUUUCCCCCCUCCCAUCUUCUUCCGGGUCUGCUGGAGAUUCGUGUCGCCCAUCAUCAUAUCUGUAAGAGAAUUUCAUCAGCCUCCUCCCCAGUAGCUACCACCCAGUGCCUCCUUGUUGACAUGUUUUAGAGGCUUGACCUGCUCUGCAUUCCAUUACACUUGUCUAAUCCUCGCUAAUCCGUAUUGCUCAACAAAACUGUCAUGCAAAACACCUGCCAGAAUACCAGAAUGACCUAGGACACACACAAGUGAUCACUUAAGAUAUGUACUGGAUGAGGAUUGAAAUAGGGUAUAUUCUGUUAAAAGAAAUGACUUGACCCUGAUGAUCCCUCUUCUCUCUUUGCAUUUGCAGUUCAUCCUGAUCUUCACAGUGAUCCAGUACAAGCCCAUCACCUACAACGACUACGUGUACCCUGGCUGGUCCUUAGCCAUUGGCUUCCUUAUGGCCAUGUCCUCAGUCACAUGUAUACCCAUCUACGCUCUCUACAAGAUCUCCAAGUCUGAGGGAACCACAUUUUUAGAGGUAAAAUCCACAGGAUCUCUGUUUAGAGCUCUGUCUGUCUUUAGUGUUGGAAGCAGACAUUGUUCGCACUAGUAGUGGAAGUGUUUCCGUUUUUUCUGUUAAAUGACACAUUUAAGGUCUUUGAACUGAAAGAAAUGAAGGAUCGUAAAUGAGAACCCGAUUGGUGUCAUGUUAUUCCAUAACUUGCAUUACAUCACUUUCUCAACUUCUUUACCUGCCUCUAAUUAGCAAUAAAUAAUAAACCUGUGUCCCUCCCAUCGCAUUGACCUCUGACCCUUUACCCCUUACAGCGGUUGAAGAAUUCGUGCAAGCCGGACAUCAAGUGGGGCCCGGCCCUGAGUGAGCACCGGAUAGGCCACUACGCCGCCCCAGUCUCAGAGGGAGAGGUGGAGGUGCGUCCCCUGAAAGAGGAGCUGAAGGAGAAGGAGGAUGAGAAGAGGGAUGAGAUCAGCCUCACCAUCCAGGGCAGCAACGGCUCCACAGCACACAACACUACCCCCAGCGCAUAGAGGCCCCCCCCGGGCCAGCGCCAGCGCCAGCCCCCACCCAACCACCCCUCACCCUUUCUCACCGCACCGUGGGGGAGAACCCGCUCGCUGGAGACCUUUACAUAUUGUAAGGGCUUAUUAUUUCUAACCUCUAGAGAAAUUGGUCGUCAUCCAAAAGAAUUGUACUUCUUGUUUCAACAUCAUUUCAUAAUGCAGUUUCUUAUAAACAUUUGAUUUGUUCUCUUCUUCAUAUUAUGCAGGAGUUGAAGUAGAAAUACACACUGUGUAGCACAAUAGGGGAGGGACAACAUUUUUCUCCUUCAUCUGUAAAGAAAUCCACUCGGAAUUGGCAACUUUUCUAGCGACAGUGCUGGCGGUUUUAAAGCUGGAGACCAAAUGUUCUUUGGAUCAGUGUAGACACAUGGCACCACUCUAGGGAUUGAUCAUUCCCUUCUGUUGUUGUAUCUACCGUAUAGCUUUUGGCUCUCAGUACCCUCUAAUACACUAUAGUCUCCACUACUCAGACUGUUACGUAUGCUGCUUUAGGGUUACCCAGAACAACUCAUACUGGAGUAAGCCAAUGGCUAUUUAGCUACUCCUAAAUAUUUCAUUUCAACUACACAGUAAAGCCAUUGUACUUACAAUGUUGGCAAACAAUUAACAUACAUUACAGCACCAACUCCCCACACACACAGAGAAUGUUGGUCUCCAGCUUUCUGAACAGCCACCCUGACUGAAGCCCAUGAUUUCCUGAUGCCCAUUCUCAGGGUCCCAAAACGAUUUACUACUUACUGAACACGUUCAAUACCUGAGUACAUUUUAUUUGAUUAUGGUAGGCUUUACAUAAGAGAGGGAGCUAAGAAAAAGACAACCAUAACAUGUUCAUACACAAAAACAAAUGGGUGGAUGGAUGCAACUAAGUACAAUAAAGUGCCAUCUCUCUUUUAGUCUUCCAGGUAUUUCCGUGGGAAAUGCAUCUCACGAUGUGGCAUCUCACUUGUGAAGGGAACGUUUAAUUGACGACAGAAGCAGCUACAGAUGUAGGAUCUUAAUUUGACCAGUUUCUAACAGCAGGAAAAUAAUCAUG